Molecule: messenger RNA, 1664 nt
Organism: Bursaphelenchus okinawaensis
Lineage: Eukaryota; Metazoa; Nematoda; Chromadorea; Rhabditida; Aphelenchoididae
Source: the annotation of a GenBank genome assembly
AUGACCUCAACCAUGGAUGAGACCCCAGACAACCUUUAUGCAUGGGAAGUAAUCCAUGGUGACACUUCUAUUUCCCUGAGGCAAUGCCACUUUUGGCUUCGUUUCUCUCGACAUUGUCGAAGUUUUAUUCAACUUGGUGGAGGUGUUCUGAACGCUUUGCUAUUAGUGUUGAUUUUUAAAAUCAAAAAUAAACCCUUGAAGAACUACAAGAUGAUUCUAAUGUUCUGUGCUCUGUGCGAUACACAGAUUCUGAUAUCUGAAAGUGUGCUUCAACUGGUAGGUCUUAAGUGUUCUGUUAAACUCUGUCAAUUUGUGUCAGUUUAGGUCACUUAAAUAAUUCUGUGCACCCUAGCCGCAAAAUGUGAGAAAGACUCAGAAUUAUUUGAACAACCUAAUAAAUAUAAGGUGCUUCCAUAGAACUUAUGUGUUUUAAACUAACUUAUCUUGUUUUAGGUCGGAAAAAUAAAAGACAACGUGUUAUUAUUGGCAUUAGAUGGGCCUGGUGGACAAUUGUCGUACCAUUGCCAAGCUUUACUUGUUGGCAUAUAUGCUUUCCAUUUAGGGCUGAUCAUUGUCAUUCAACCUGCCAACUAUUUCUACCGCUAUAUGUGUGUCAAUAGGUAAGACAUUUUCAUUAUAUUGGGAUGUUCAAAUACUUCUGUGCCUUUUCUCGAAGUUAAUUUCGAUAGUGAGCACAUAAUUAUUUGAACAAUCUAAUAAUGUUUCGUUCUAAAUACCAAAAAAAUUUUUUACAUUCAAUUUAACAAAGUUAAGGUUGAUAAUGCUUUAACAUGUUGAUUAAUGUAUAAUAUAAUACCUUGCUCAGACCAAAUAAUACAUUUUCAGUUUGUUCCCACCGACAGUAUUAGUUACGGCAAUAGCUUACGCAUUGUCAGCAGUUGUUGCAGCUGGUCUCGCAGUUGUAACCUACUUGUCAUACAUGUACAGUGCUAAGCCAGACGUCAAUUAUGCUACGUUAUGGUUCGACUAUAAGCCAUUACCUACGUUGUUGAUUGCUGAAACGGUGAGGUUUGUCUGUUCUCCUAUUAAACUUUUUUUUAAAGUAUAUAUAAUGUUUUACACUAAACUGCCUUUACGUACCGUAUCGUGCCAUAUGAUAUCAUACCAAACUCUACCCUUUCUCACCCCACCCUAUAUCCUUCCUUAUCAAUCUAACGUAUAAUUUGUAAGAAUGACAUUAUUUACUUCAGAGAAGCUUUUACACCCAGCUAUACCUUGGAUAUGCAGUAGUCUCCUUCGGCAUUUCGUAUCUUCUGUGUAUGAUAUUCGCUCACAAAACCGUCUCAACCAUCAGCAAGAAGCAGCAUUUGUUUGGGGCCCGUACCCUGCAGAUGCAGAACCAGCUGGCAACAACACUGUUCGUACAAACCAUGAUGCCAAUGUUCACGUCGGUGGGCCCAUCCAUUGCCAUUUGCUUCUCCACCUUCUUCGGAAUCGACAUUGGUGGUAUCUUCGGCAUCCUCAUGUACACUUGUUUGGCCUUCAUCCCGCUUCUGAAUCCGUUGGCCACAAUCUUCUUCAUCAAGCCUUUCAGAGUUACAGUGUUGCGAAUGGUCAGUAAUGCCAACAGUUUGGUGGAUCCAAACCCCAGGUCCGGCACUAGUAAUGUUUCAAAGGUUUCGCAGCAACUUACUCAUCCGUGA